This is a messenger RNA of Neurospora hispaniola, 966 nucleotides long. RefSeq lists its product as uncharacterized. The transcript is spliced from 2 exons. The record is from RefSeq and is a predicted model, not a curated record. The coding region runs from base 1 to 966 and encodes 321 amino acids. NCBI's taxonomy places the organism in Eukaryota, Fungi, Ascomycota, Sordariomycetes, Sordariales, Sordariaceae.
AUGCCACAACAAGACGGAGAAUGGAGUCAAGUAAGCCGGAAGCGCGGGCGCAUCCGGAAUGUGCCAAAGCCCAAGACGGAUGCGGAUGAGAGCAAGGAGAAUGGGCUGGGAAUCCGACCAAAUCCAAACCCCGAAUUCACAGUCAGCGACAUCCACAAGCAUCACAAUACGGCCAGACAAGAGUGGCAGAUAUCGGAUUGCUGGGAGACCCUGAAGGACCUGCUUGCCACUGCUCGAUCCGAGUCCAACCAUCCACUCAUUACCAAAGCCAUCUGUUUUGGGCCUGGUCCCUAUGAUCCUAGCAAUGGCAGCUUUGCGGCCAGGCGAACCGCCCAUAUGCAGACCGCAGCCUUUUGCGCCAUUGUAGACUUCCUAGAAUCUCAAUGUGAUCACAAAAUCAAACGUGUCAUUCAGGAGCCCAUGUUCACCCAGAUCGACAAGGACUUCUGUGUCGAACUUGGGUUUGAAGUUGCCGAUACCCCAGAUGCAUUUCCCAUGGUCGAUGAACAUACUUUGGUCUAUGGCAUUCAUAUGGAGCUUCGCACGUAUUACCUUGCUCUGGCUACACUUCCAGCUGCAUUUAUCGGCGGAGGUUUGGAAGAAUGGGAAAAGGUUGUCGACUUUGACCCCAGCCUCAACGAGUUCAUUGGUCCCAUCUCCAAGAUGGAUGCCACUUACACCAAGUACCCUUUUCCCGACAUGAACUACAUAUUCUCCAGCACGACCAUGUACUGGCGGAAGGGCGACGACGCCCCUAACAUCCCAGGUAGUCCGAAAACGUCACUACAAGAACCCCCCCAGGCAUCGAAGCAGGCAUCGGACGUUACUGAAGCAUUGGAAGGCUUGAAGUUGUCGGGGCAAGCAUCAGAAGAGAAGGAACCUGAUACGGAGUCCUCCAAUCAUCCAGAGAAACUUGUGGAACCGAACAGUUGCAGAGAAUCGAAGCCACCGACCACUGAGGACUGA